Molecule: messenger RNA, 809 nt
Organism: Hibiscus syriacus
Lineage: Eukaryota; Viridiplantae; Streptophyta; Magnoliopsida; Malvales; Malvaceae
Product: zinc finger A20 and AN1 domain-containing stress-associated protein 6-like
Exons: 2
Coding region: 160-651 (163 amino acids)
Molecular function (GO): DNA binding; zinc ion binding
Source: RefSeq, a predicted model, not a curated record
CCUCUUCUCAUCCCUUCCCCUUUAAUUUAACUCUUCGGUUCGGAUCAUUCUUUCCCUUCCUCGUAUUCUCCCUUCUCUUUCAAAAAGCAAAGAUCUUGCAGAUAUGAUUCCAAAGGCAAAUUAAAGGAAAAAUAUUCAGAUUUCGAAGAAAGAGCAACGAUGGCGGAGGAGCACAGAUGCCAAGCACCGAAAGGCCACCAUCUUUGCGUUAAUAACUGCGGUUUCUUAGGAAGUCCGACUACCAUGAAUCUUUGCUCUAAAUGUUACAGAGAUUACCGUCUUAAAGAACAAGCUUCUUCUGCCAACUCUUCUAUUUCUACCUCUCCUUCGCCUUCGUCAACAGUCGUCGAAUCCGUUUGUCAGAUACCUCUUCUGGCUCUCCCUGAAGUUGAAGGAGUAUCACCGGUUUCGGCUGUCACGAUUGUCCAACGGCGGCGGCAGCAGCAGCAACAACAACAGCCGCAUCGGUGCAUGGUUUGCAGGAAACGGGUCGGGUUGACGGGGUUCAAGUGCAAGUGUGGGAUUACGUUUUGCGGGUCUAACAGGUACCCGGAGAAUCACGGAUGUACGUUCGAUCUCAAGAGGGCUGGGAGAGAGGAGAUCGCACGCGCUAAUCCUGUUGUCAAAGCGGAGAAGCUCGUGAAGAUUUGAGAAGAUGGAAGCCGUUUGAUCCUUUGACUUUUAAUCAGUUAAAAAAAUAGAAAUGCCAAACUCGUUAUGAUCAUGACACGUGUUUCGGUGAUGGUCCCCACCUUUAAAAAUUGGCUUUGGAUAAAAAUAUUUUUAUUUUAUAAGUCUUCUAUUUUUAU